AUGGCGCAAGUUCUCAUCCACACCAGCUGGCCAUCAAAUAGGCUAUUUUUCUUCUGUGUGCUGAUGAUAACAAUUAUUUACUUGGCACAAAAAGCAUCUCCUCUCGAAUCAAGAUUGGAAACUAAUUGUCUUGAUUGUACUGAUAGUGCAAUCGGAGGUGGAAUUUGGUGUGCUAUGGAGAAUCGAUGUGUUUCAUCUGCCAGUGAAUGUUAUUCCUCUUUCUAUUCAAAAUUGAAUUCUAAUGAUGAUGGUAAUAGAUUGUCAUUAUCCGUGAUGAUGAAUCGGAUGAAAUCUUUUGUGAAUAUUCAUCCUCAAGAUGAGAAUGAACAAAUUUCCGUAUUGAAUACUAAUGAAAAUAGAGAAACAGAAGGAAUACAAGAUUGGAGUAACAUGUUUUGGUUUCUGAAGAAUUAUACCAUGAUGAAGGUUGUGAGUAAUGAUACAGAAGAAGUGGAUGAAGAAUUUGAUGAAGAAAAACAUGAACCAAUGGAAUGGAUAUCGAGAAUUCCACAACAUUGCAUGGAUGGAGUGAUUGACCAUCCAAGAAAGUGUCCAAGAUUUAAUGUUUCAAUUGCUAGAGAAUAUUCUCGUUCAACGAGAAAUUUAGUGGAACCUAUUCCAAUUCAACCACAAUUGAUUUUGGAUUCUGUAGAUUUAUCAAUUAAGAAUUCUAUAUAUGGAAAUACUAGUUAUCAGGCAUUUGUUGGUGCUUUCUUUCCAGAUCAACAAUUAUUUAAAAAGCAAGGAUAUUUCUUUUCUUAUGAAUUUCAUGUUCAAAGAAAAGGAAUAUUUAAGGUAAAGAAGGGAAAAAUUACAUUUACUGAUCUUUCAAUUGCUGCCUCGACUAAGGAGAAUCAUAGAUUGGGAUUUGGUGUGAUGGUGGUGAGUGGAUUGAAUGGAAGUCUGACAACUGUAAAUACCUCAAUUCAGUGUGGAUUUGUAACAUCUUCAAAACCAAUCUAUGUAGAAUCUGUUACCAUGUACUUUUUAUUGAAUCCUCAUGUAUUCGUAGCCCUUCCAAUAUUCCUUAUUGCUAUUUCAUUAGUUUAUAUUCAAGUGACUUGCUGCUCAAAGAAAUAUCACCUCAAUGAUGACAUUAUAGAGGCAGAUACGAUAGCUUUGGAUGAUGACUUACAAGAAGUACCAAAGAAGGAGAGUAGGACCUUUUUCACAUUGAAUUCGAAUAGAGAUAUGGAAGAUAAACCAUUACUGGGUAAAGCUGUCCAAUUUUUCAAAAAUUUAGCAAUUCACAUUGUUGAAUCAACAAUUUCCUUGUUUAGCACCUCUGACAGCGAAAUUGUAAGGAAAUGUGGAACAGAUGUCUAUUACUUUUUAUGGUUCCAAAAGUAUCUCAUUCUAUUUGUUACAGUUUGUGGAGCCAUCUCAAUGAUAAUACUUUUGCCAAUUUAUAUAUUGAGCAAACAGUACGAUUAUUCAUUUAGAGAUUUUUCAAUGACCACCAUUGCCUCUAUUAACGUAAAGACCAGUAUAUUGACAAUUUUAUUUUUCAUUAUGAAUGGUGUUAUUCCAGUAAUUGGAUUUGGUUUAUUGUGGAAGAUUAGAAGACUUGCCAGACACAUGAUUAAGGCAAACAACAAUUUUGGAAGCCUAUACACUGUGAUGAUUUCAAAUGUGGACAAGACUUUGAAAGAUAAGGAUAUUCUCUUACGUGAGUUGAGAGCCAUGUUUGGAGAUAACUCAAUUGUUGAUUGUCACAUUUGUUUUGAUUAUUCAAAGAUUAAUGCACUGGAAAAGGAUAUUGAAAUCUUGAAAACAAAAUUGAGUCUUUUAGACGAGAAUAGAAAUGUUACUAUUAAUUACAUCAAAUCCCUCCAUUCAAAACUUGUUAGAAACAUGUCUUUACAGGAGUAUUACACGAGUGAAAUUGAAAAAUCGGAAACCAAACUCUCUGAACUCAAGAAGGAAAAUGAAAUUUGUGGAACUGGUUUUGCCUUUGCAACAUUUUCAUCCCUUAAAAUGGCUCAACAAGUUUGUGAUGAAUAUGUUACUGACUUUAUGGGUUUUAUGGUCUCUAAAAAGUAUAUCCUAAACAAAUUUGCAAGAAUCAAGAGUUAUCUAACAAAUAGUCCAAGUGCUGUACCAUCUAUUAGAAAUAGCUACAACUUUAAACCAGCAUGUGAAGCUGUUGAUGUAAUGUAUGAUAAUUUGCAAUGUACUACCUCAGAGAGAACUCUUACCAAUAUUGUUUCCAAUGCUCUACUCACAUUCAUUUUGAUUAUUGCGUAUGCUAUUUUAAUUUUCAAUAGUUCAAUUCCUUGGUACUUUAAUCAAAAUAAGUCGGAAGUUUAUGAUUUUGCAGACGGUUCAAAAUACUCAACCAAUACUAUAUUCAAUUCACUUCUUGUGUUUUUUGAAUUGACUCCUGAAAUUAUUUCACUCAUCAACGAAUCUAUCAAACCAAUUGUUGAAAAACUUGUUGCUUGGGAAAAACCUAAAACUAGAAUGCAUGAAAGGAAAUCCAUUCUCAGAAGAACUACCUACUUUUUCAUUAUGAGUACUAUCAUUUUCCCAUAUGCUUGGACUUAUUACAAAUCUGUUUGGAGAAUAUUUAAAUCAUUGCCUCCAUUCAAUAAUGAGAUUUACUUUUUCAAUUUUAUUGGAAUUGAAUUGAUUAUUACCACUUUGGUAUUGGCAUGUACUUCAAAAGGUUUGGAUAUGAUUUUCACCUCAAUUUCAAUGCUGUAUGAUUAUUGGAGGACUGGAGAAUUACACAGACCUAAAUUUGAUUAUGAAGCUGAGUAUAGCAUCAAGAUUACAUUACUAAUAAUGUGCCUAUUUUAUGGAACUUGCAUGCCACUAGUUUAUAUUGCAGUAGUUUUAUACUUUAUAUUCACAUAUAUUGUUGAAAAGUAUUUAAUCAUGUAUUGGUAUGAAAGAUCAAUUGAAAGUGAUGGAAAGAUUCUCAAUACUGUUGCAGAAAAUAUUGGAUUUUGCUUUAUUCUUUCACCAUUCUACAUUAUUGUCCUAAUGCCAGUUCUACUGAGUAGAAAAAUGACCUAUUUGUUGGGUAUUCCAAUAGUAAUUCUAAUUAUUAUUGAGCUUUACUUUUUGAUUAGAAAAACAGCUAAUAAGGAAAGAGAUGCUAUCAUUAUCUCACUCAAGGAACGCUCAGAACAAUCACACAAGAAAGAGGACAUUGUUGAAGAAUUGGACACCACUCCAACCAAUAACACACCAACCAAUAUUCAAGACGCUUCAGAAUAUACACGUAAAAAUAUUGAGGAGGAUCAUGAUUUUAUCAAAUUGGAACAAAAUGAUUGGUUUGAGCAUUCACUCCAAGAUAAAAGAUAUCCACCAACCUUUGAUAAAUUACACGAAAUUCUCAACACUGAGGAAACGAGAAUUUUUGAAGAAGAUUUGAAUUUGGAUGUGAACAAAUUGUCGAGACAGUAUCGCCAUCCUUAUUUGAGAAAGUUACUGAGGUUUCAGUAG
This is a messenger RNA of Naegleria gruberi, 3453 nucleotides long. RefSeq lists its product as uncharacterized. Gene Ontology annotation, molecular function: calcium-activated cation channel activity. The transcript has 2 exons. Gene Ontology annotation, cellular component: plasma membrane. Lineage: Eukaryota; Heterolobosea; Eutetramitea; Acrasida; Naegleriidae. The coding region runs from base 1 to 3453 and encodes 1150 amino acids. The record is from RefSeq and is a predicted model, not a curated record.